Nothobranchius furzeri (turquoise killifish) is the source of this 2561-nucleotide messenger RNA. RefSeq names its product THAP domain-containing protein 6. Lineage: Eukaryota; Metazoa; Chordata; Actinopteri; Cyprinodontiformes; Nothobranchiidae. The record is from RefSeq and is a predicted model, not a curated record.
UGGGAGUCGAAGCGUCCUCCUUACACGGCGGCCAUCUUACUUCGGACAGCUAACCGUUCUCUAGCUGAUGAAAUACACGUGAAACACAACAAGCAUGCCUGACUUUUGUGCUGCCUAUGGAUGCUCUAAUAGACGAUGUCUUCAAACACGACAACGUGGGAUCACCUUUCACUCAUUUCCCAAAGAUGGAGAAAGAAGGAGGCAGUGGGAAGUUGCCCUAAGAUGGAAAAACUUUGUUGUCACAAACAGGACGAUGAUCUGCAGUGAGCAUUUCAAGGCGGGGGACUUCGACAGGACUGGUCAGACUGUCCGACUUAAAGCUGGUGUUAAGCCAACAAUAUUCAGCUUCCCUGCUCAUCUUCAGAAGGUUAUACGAACAAGAACCACAGCCACCUCUAGAAGAGCGGAUGACAGCCUGGACGUGUCUGAGCCUAAUGAACCGGGAACGGCUGGAGAAAGGCGCAAGGAACAAAAGAGUCAGGCUACUGACCAUGCAUAUGGAUUACCCGCUUGCCCCAAAUACAUUAAAGCCAAGCUUGAUGCAGCCUCUGCAAGAAUUAGGAAAUUGGAGCGUGAGAAGAGCGAUGCCAUGAAAAGAGAAAUGAGGGCCAAGGAAUGCAUACAGUCUCUUCUUAAGGAGCUUAAGGACAAAAACCUCAUCACCGAAGAGCUGAAUGACCACCUUGAAUGCUACUCAGACCUUCCGGUUCACCUCUUGUCAAGGCCAAGCUGACGCUCAGUGGCAUCAGCUCUGAGGAAGAUCGCAGACACGAUCAAAACUGUCAGCAAGGAUUUGCUGUGCAGCGAGCCAUGACCAAGCUGUCCUGUGAUGUCUGCCGUGCCAGCCUGGUGAUGGAUGCUGCGUCUGCCUGUGAUGACCAGAGCUACCAUUUGCUGACUCUUAAGAACAACGGGGGUUUUGUGGUCCCAUCUGAAGGUACUGUGAGGGUCAUCAGAGAAGCAGAGAGGGCAAUUCGCCAGGCAUCAGUGGGCAGACGAUCACAGCCCAUCAAACCACUGGAGGUCAUCUACAUUGUGCGUAAGCGGAUCAGGUCAAAGGAUGUCUUUAUGCUUGGGGAGCACAUCAGUGAGACACAGUACGGAACUGAGUCUCACUCCCAUACACUGUUGACAUCUAUUGUCUCCUUGUUUUUUAAGCUGAGGGUGCACCACAUUGCAAGACUAGCAACUCUUAGCUUUCAGUCUGACAGCUGUAAUAGUUUAAUUUACAUGUUAUUUAAUGAGCCAUAAGACAUAAUAUUCCAUAGUAAAUAUGAAAUCACCCUUAUGGAUCUGUGGGUACUGUUUAACCAGAAGAUUGGAAUUUUUUAUUGCAGGGAUUAGGUAACAGCUUCAUAUUAACUCAGACAACAGAAGAGAGAGUCAAGUUUAAAAGUUUAAAGAUUUAUUACUAAACAAGUUAAACUAGACUAACUUUAACACUAAAUGUAUGGUGUAACUAAGGUGAAUGAGACGGAGAAUGGUGUAGUGUGGAAUGUUGCUCAGAACCAGCAAAUCCAAAGAAACGAUUAGUUCUGGUGGGAAUGAAGGUGAUGUCUUUGAGCUAAGCUUUGGUUAGGAGAUUCAUAAACACAUUCAACGCCAUUCUGUCGCCUACAUACCCUUUUGGAAGUCCCCGUUAGAUCAGGAAUGUCGAGGUCCAGCUGGACCCUUUCUGGAACCGAAGCCGGUAGGAAAAGCAGCGGUUGCCGACCAGACCAGUCUUUGAGAUACUUCCGGGUCACGACAGUUUUGUUGGCAUCUAGCGAGACCCAAAACUGGGUCUCGAUGGUUCAGCUUUUAUUCUGAAAGGAACCGUUGCAGCAGGUGGAACAGCAACAGAUUUGAUCAAGCUUGUCAUUGGUUCUUUUGGCUGAAGAGGAAAGUUACGGAUUGGCCACUCCGACAACUUCUCUAGAACGUUUUGAACUGGCGUUAAAGAUGACGUGGGCAUAGUUUUAUAUUUCGGAUGUUUUGGUUUAUGGUCGAAUGAAAAGAUGACAGAUUUAUCAAGCACCUCCAAAACCACGCCUCCGUCAGAUCUGGCAGAUUCUGAUAGGAUCAGUAAAAGCAAUGUGUCGUCUCUUAACGCUACGUGAGAUCAGUCCUAGUGGAAACAUUAAAAGUCAUAUUACUUAUUAUAUUCUAUAGGAUUAUAAUAAAGUAAUUAAUAUUUUGAUUUCACAGAUUGGUCACAUCUUAUUAUUGACUAACACUUUGUUUGAUUAGCUUUAUUAAAAAUAGAGUUCUUUGAUUUAUUAAAAGGAGAGAGUCCUUUUCUUCAUUCUUCUCUUGAGCUGGUAAGAAAGCAGUUUAUAGCAAAUGCAUGAGACCUUGAGGCAAUGUCUCAUGUAAACUAGUUCUGUGUCAGAGGAGAGGGGGCAAAUGACUUUUGGUGGAAAACAGUCAUUUCAUUUCGUUACACAGCGUGAGACAGAAGCUCACAAAAGCUGUCCUUUUCAAAGGUCGGUAGGAAAUCACAAUGCUUUAGCAUCUGUCUGUAGAUCUGUUAUUUUUAUAAUCAAAAUAUGUAUAAUCUGUAAUAAACAAGUUUUUCAUAA